AAAAAAAAAAGGAGAGGUUGAAAGAAAGAAAGGGAGAAGAAGAAAAGAGAAAUGAGCGAUGAAAAAAAAAAGCGAGGCUGCACCUAGAUAAGCCGGGAUGAGACAUAGGGCCUGCUAUGGUAGAAUUGAUACAUGCAUAUGAAUGAGUGAUUAUGAAUUGCUUAACCCUAACAUUAGCUGUUUUACAGAGAAGAGUUAAGGUAAAAGUGGUUCGUGUGUGGCCAUACUGGCAACGCAUCAUUAUUUCACAAGGUCAAAGGGCAGUAUCGGAAUGACGGAAGGGACUUCGCUACCGAUGAUCAACAUGGGGGAUGAAACGGAACGGGUGGCUCAACAAGAAUCUGCCAUCGCCGAGGAGAAUAGAAUUCUCAGGCAACAAAUGAUUGAGAUGUUGCAAGGAUGGUCGAAUGGUCAACAACCUCCUCAGUCAACCCCUGGGUUCCCCGACAUCACUUCCGUCGCACAGGAAUGCUCACAAGCACCGUUAUCUACUGCGGAAGACCCGGUAUACCCACCUGGGUUCGGUCAUUACACCAAUUUGCCAAAUACGGCGGAAACUUCUGUAGGUCGUCCUCCAAGGGUACCAAUCAGGACCGAUCAUUCCGGGAUUGCAACCACUGGGCCUGCCUACACAUACCCACUGUCUAACCCCAAUCAUGUUGCAAAUGUAAGACCCGUUUACACAAUACCGCCACCUGCGGUGAUGCAAAGGUCAAACCUUGUGCCACCAUCUGACAUCCGUCAAGAGCAGCAUUUUGCACCCGAUUUUGCAUUUGGGGCUCCUGAUCCUUAUCAUCAGACUCUACAUUUUAGUCCUCUAAUCGAUUCUGAAGGACCUGCUAAGAAUGCGGUUACGCAUCUUGGCCAUGAAUAUAGAGGUCCUGCUAAGAAUGCGGUUACGCAUCUUGGCGCUGAGUAUGGAGUUGCUACUAAGAAUGUAGAGCAUGACGAAAUGGUUAGGAAGAUGAAAAGUCUAGAACAAGCUAUGAAGAACUUGCAUGGAUCAGGAAGCUAUAAAAGCGUUUCAUACAGUGAUUUGUGUAUGUUCCCGAGUGUUCACUUACCUCCGGGGUUUAAGACACCGAAGUUUGACAAGUACGAUGGGCACGGUGAUCCCAUAGCUCAUUUGAGGAGAUACUGCAACCAACUGAGAGGAGCUGGGGGUAAUCAGGAAUUGCUCAUGGCUUACUUUGGGGAGAGUCUGACUGGUUUAGCUUCGGAAUGGUUUAUUGAUCAGGACAUUGUGAAAUGGCAUACUUGGGAUGAUAUGGCAAAUGAGUUCGUGCAACAAUUUCAGUACAAUAUUGAUCUGGUUCCUGAUAAAAAGUCUCUAACCAACCUGAAGAAGAAAGUUACCGAAAGUUUUAGGGAGUUUGCGGUUCGUUGGCGUGAACAAGCUGCAAGGGUAAAGCCACCAAUGAGAGAAGGAGAGAUGGUGGAGACUUUUCUCCAAGCACAAGAUGAGACAUAUUAUCAACACAUGAUCCCAGCCCUAGGAAAACCGUUCAUUGAGGCCAUUAAAAUGGGAGAAAUAAUAGAAGAAGGAAUCAAAACAGGACGCAUUGUCGGCUUUGCCGCGUUGAAGGCAACAACCCAAGCCAUUCAAAAUGGUUCAGGGAGUUUUGGUGGAAAGAAGAAAAAGGAAGACGUAGCUACGGUUGCGCCUGGGCUACGGCGAAACCCGAGGGGCCCGCCUCGCCAAUACACUCAACCCCAACCCCAACCCCAACCCCAAAACUACACCCAAGAUCCAUAUAAUUACCCACAACACUACUUCCCUCCCCAAAACCCACAAUAUUCUAUUCCGCCCCAUCAGUACCCCAUAUACAGUACGCAGCCAUAUGUCCAGCCCCCUUGUUACCCGCAAUGGCGUGCACCAACCCCGCAAGUCCGUCCUCCACCUCCACAGACUUACCAAGGCCCUCCCAGAUCCAAUUUUUGGCCCAGGCCGGAGUACAAAAGGGCAAAUACGGUCAAGGAUAACUUUACCCCCAUUGGGGAAUCAUAUGCUGAUUUGUUUCAGAAGUUGAGGGCAUUAAAUGUUUUAAGCCCAAUUGAAGGAAGGAUCCCAAACCCUCCUCCGAAAAAUCUUGAUUACUCUCAAAGAUGUGCUUAUUGCUCUGAUACCCCGGGACACAAUAUAGAGAAAUGUUGGUAUUUGAAGAAAGCAAUCCAAGAUUUGAUUGAUACACAACAAAUUGUGGUGCAAAAUGCAGAUAUACCGAAUAUCAAUCAAAACCCACUACCAAAUCAUAAAGAAACAAACAUGUUGGAGUUGAUCUAUGGUAGUGAUGGGUCUGAUGUUCCAUACAAGCCUAUCAUGAAGAUUGAAGCAGGCGUGGAGAAAUCAGUAAAUGUGGCAGAUUCCGCAAAAACAGCACCUUUGGGGUUAAAUGAGGUUACAAAGAGACCAAUCCAGUCAGACGCGAUGAAACCCUUAUUGAUUGUGAAGGGAGCUCCAGAGAAGGUUGGGGAAAGUCAGGGAAAACCAAAGUUGAUCGUGCCAGGGGUGUCGAGCAGGCCUAUUUUAACUGUCAAAGGGGCGUUCACCACUCCUAUCAUUAUUAAGCCAGUGACACAACUUUCAAUAGUUGAUGCUAAGGCGGUUCCCUGGAAUUAUAAUCAGACUAUGGUUACUUACCAAGGGAAGGAAAUCAUCAAAGAAGUAGACGAAGUAGGGGGCCUGACUCGUUCAGGAAGAUGCUUCGCUCCGGAAGAGUUAAGGAAAACCAAGCAGGUAAGGGAAGGCCAAAUACCCGUUAAGAAACCAGUAACAGAGGAAGAAGCUGAAGAGUUCUUGAAAAAGAUGAAAUUGCCAGACUAUUCCAUUGUGGAGCAAUUAAGGAAAACCCCUGCUCAAAUCUCUUUGUUGUCUUUAUUAAUACACUCAGAUGAACACCGCAAAGCUUUGUUGAAGAUUUUGAAUGAAGCUCAUGUCCCUACUGAGAUUACGGUUAAUCAAUUGGAGAAAAUUGCUGGGAGGAUCUUUGAGGUAAAUAAAAUCACUUUCUCAGAUGAUGAACUACCCGUUGAAGGUACUGGACAUAACCGAAGCCUUCAUAUUACUGUAAAAUGUGAGCUUUCCUAUGUCACGAGAGUUUUGAUUGAUGGGGGCUCUGGUGCAAACAUUUGUCCUCUGUCAACCUUACAAAAACUAAAUGUAAGUACUGAAAGAAUUCGACCAAAUAAUGUGUGUGUUAGAGCUUUUGAUGGAGCGAAAACUGACGCCAUCGGUGAGAUAGAUCUUGUGCUUACAAUAGGGCCUGGUGAUUUUACCAUAGAUUUUCAAGUAUUGAACAUCAAUGCCUCCUAUAACAUGUUGUUGGGAAGACCGUGGGUACAUAUGGCUGGGGCAAUCCCAUCCACAUUGCAUCAGAUGAUCAAGUUUGAAUAUGAUAGGCAGGAAGUGAUCGUUCACGGUGAAGGGGAUUUGUCCAUUUAUAAAGACUCCACUGUUCCCUUUAUCGAAGUGGAUAAUGCUGAUGAAACACUGGUGUAUCAAGCUUCUGAUAUAGUGGUAGCUGAGCAGAUCCCUGAAGGGAAACCCAUUCUGAGACCGCAGUUGCCUCCAACAUCUGUUAUGGUGGUAAAUGAAAUGUUGAAAUAUGGUUUUGAGCCAGGAAAAGGCUUGGGGGCUUCUCUACAAGGUAUGGUUUAUCCGGUGUGUCCACGUGAGAGUCCAGGUCCAUUUGGUCUGGGGUUCAAACCAACGGCUGAAGAUAGAAAGAGGGUUAAAAAGCGAAAAAAAGAAGCAUGGUCACUUACUAAGCCUGUGCCACCAAUCUACAAGUCCUUCGUCAAGAAUACCAGCAGUUUUUCCCAGCCAGUACUGGAUGUGGAUUUUGCGUUGAUUGGGUGUUUCCAGAACUUGUUUGUUGAAGCUGAUAUGGUUGAAAUGGGAGGGGGUCCCAGUAACGCGGAUGUGCAGUUCAUUGGCCAUGAUGUCCAACUCAGCAAUUGGGAAGUCACUCCUCUCCCAACCAGGAAGGAGUUUUGUUCUGUUUGUGCUGGUUCUAAUGAUAUGACAUGCAUGCGGAAUUCUCAGCCAGAUCUUAAAAUCCGACCUAACCAUGAAACAAUGAACCAAGAAGUUGAAUAUGAUGAAGAAGAAGUAUUUCAGGAAAUAAAAUUAAUCCAGGCUUUGUUUAAAUAUAAGGAUGUUUUUGCAUGGUCUUAUGAUGAUAUGCCGGGUUUAAGUACUAAAUUGGUGGUUCACAAAUUGCCAACUGACCCCACAUUCCCUCCUGUGAAGCAGAAAUUAAGGAAACUAAAAUCAGACAUGAGUGUGAAGGUUAAAGAAGAAAUCGAAAAACAACUUGAGUCCAAAGUCAUCCGAGUCGCUCGAUACCCUACUUGGUUAUCCAAUGUUGUCCCCGUUCCGAAGAAGGAUGGCAAAACGCGUGUGUGUGUGGAUUAUCGUGAUCUAAACAAAGCAAGCCCGAAGGAUGACUUUCCAUUGCCCAAUAUCCAUAUUUUGUUAGACAACUGUGCUAAGCAUGAGAUUGCGUCUUUUGUAGAUUGCUACGUAGGGUAUCACCAGAUCGUUAUGGAUGAUGAUGAUGCAGAGAAGACAUCCUUCAUCACAGAAUGGGGUACAUAUUGUUAUCGAGUCAUGCCGUUUGGGUUGAAGAAUGCUGGGGCAACAUAUAUGAGAGCGAUGACCACCAUAUUUCACGAUAUGAUGCAUAAAGAAAUUGAAGUAUAUGUGGAUGAUGUGAUCAUUAAAUCAAGAAAGCAGUCUGACCAUGUCAAGGAUUUGGUGAAAUUUUUCGAAAGGCUUCGCAGGUACAAUCUUAAGCUCAAUCCAGCGAAAUGUAUAUUUGGAGUUCCGUCAGGGAAACUUUUGGGGUUUGUAGUCAGUCGGCGUGGUAUUGAAUUGGAUCCUGCAAAGAUCAAAGCUAUUCAGGAGUUACCACCGCCAAAGAACAAAACCGAGGUAAUGAGCCUACUUGGGAGGUUGAAUUACAUUAGUCGAUUUAUUGCUCAACUCACAACAACUUGUGAGCCCAUUUUUAAGUUGUUAAAGAAGAAUGCUGCGAUUGAAUGGACUGACGAAUGCCAAGAAGCGUUUGACAAAAUCAAGAGGUAUCUGUCGAAUCCACCUGUAUUGGUUCCUUCCGAGCCUGGGAGACCUUUAAUAUUGUACCUAUCAGUCCUGGACAAUUCCUUUGGUUGCGUAUUGGGUCAACAUGAUGUUACAGGCAAGAAGGAACAUGCAAUCUAUUAUCUCAGCAAGAAGUUUACUACUUAUGAGGCUAAGUACACUCAUCUAGAAAGGACGUGUUGCGCUUUGACUUGGGUUGCACAAAAAUUGAAACAUUAUCUUUCGUCCUACACUACUUAUCUUAUCUCCCGCUUGGACCCUUUGAAGUAUAUAUUUCAGAAACCCAUGCCCACGGGCAGGCUUGCAAAAUGGCAGAUAUUACUCACGGAGUUUGAUAUUUCGUAUGUGACUCGGACCGCGAUGAAAGCCCAAGCCUUGGCAGACCAUCUGGCGGAGAACCCAGUGGAUGAAGAAUAUGAGCCAUUGAAAACGUACUUUCCUGAUGAAGAAGUGUCAUGCCUCGAGGAGGUCAUUCCGGAUAACGAUCCGGGUUGGAAGUUGUUUUUUGAUGGGGCUGCUAACAGGAAAGGAGUUGGGGUAGGGGCCGUUCUUAUCUCAGAAUCAGGACAACAUUACCCUGUAACAGCCCAGCUUCGAUUUUAUUGUACCAACAACAUGGCGGAGUAUGAAGCUUGCAUUUUGGGUUUAAGGUUAGCUAUCGACAUGGGGAUUCAAGAAUUAUUGGUAUUGGGGGAUUCAGACUUGCUAGUCCACCAAGUUCAAGGAGAGUGGGAAACCCGUGAUUUGAAGCUUAUACCAUAUCACCAGUGUUUGCAGGAUCUUUGCAGACGGUUCAUAACAGUAAAAUUUAAGCACAUUCCUAGGAUUCAUAAUGAGAUUGCUGAUGCUUUGGCCACCUUGUCUUCAAUGCUCCAGCACCCAGACAAGGCUCACAUUGACCCUUUACAUAUACAAACUCACAAUCAACAUGCUUAUUGCAAUACAGUUGAAGAGGAACUUGACGGUGAGCCUUGGUUCCAUGAUAUUAAAGAAUAUACCGAGUCGGCGAAAUAUCCAGCACAUGCUACCAGUGACCAGAAGAGAGCUAUUCGACGAUUGGCAAGCGGAUUUUUCUUAAGUGGAGGAAUUUUGUAUAAAAAGACUCCAGAUUUAGGACUUUUGAGGUGUGUAGAUGCUAAAGAGGCUACAACUAUCAUGACUGAGAUACAUUCAGGAGUUUGUGGACCGCACAUGAACGGGUAUGUUUUGGCAAAGAAAAUUCUUCGAGCAGGCUAUUACUGGCUCACCAUGGAGCGGGAUUCCAUCCGUUUCGUUCGUAGGUGUCAUCAGUGCCAGGUACAUGGCGACUUGAUACAUUCUCCUCCUUCAGAAUUGCACACCAUGUCUGCUCCAUGGCCUUUCGCAGCUUGGGGGAUGGAUGUGAUCGGACCAAUUGAGCCGAAAGCGUCCAAUGGGCAUAGGUUCAUUUUGGUGGCCAUCGAUUACUUUACAAAGUGGGUGGAAGCAGUAACUCUCAAGUCGGUGACUAAAAAAGCCGUGGUGGAUUUCGUUCAUUCCAACAUCAUUUGCAGGUUCGGGAUCCCGAGGACAAUGAUUACAGAUAAUGCGGCGAAUCUCAACAGUCAUCUGAUGCGUGAGGUAUGUCAGCAGUUUAAGAUUACACAUCGGAAUUCAACUCCAUAUCGUCCGAAGGCAAAUGGGGCUGUGGAAGCUGCUAAUAAGAACAUUAAAAAGAUACUGCGCAAAAUGGUGCAAGGUUCGAGACAAUGGCAUGAAAAGUUGCCUUUUGCUUUAUUGGGUUAUCGCACAACUGUUCGCACUUCAGUAGGUGCAACUCCUUAUUUGUUGGUAUACGGGACCGAAGCGGUUAUACCUGCAGAAGUUGAAAUCCCGUCCCUUCGAAUCACUGAGGAAGCCGGAAUUGAUGACGAUGAGUGGGUCAAAACCCGUUUAGAGCAAUUGAAUCUGAUUGACGAAAAGAGAUUAACAUCGGUAUGUCAUGGUCAACUAUAUCAAAGGAGGAUAGCACGAGCACACAACAAAAAGGUGCGCCCCAGACAUUUUGAAGUGGGUCAAUUAGUGUUAAAGCGGAUUCUUCCACAUCAGGCAGAGGCCAAAGGCAAGUUCGCCCCAAAUUGGCAGGGGCCAUUUGUGGUGAAGAAGGUUUUGCCCAAUGGUGCUUUGUAUCUGACAGACAUAGAAGGCACAAUGUCUGAAACUGCCAUCAAUGCAGAUGCAGUGAAAAGAUAUUAUGUAUGAUUUUCAUCUCCCUACCUUUGAUUUACUUGUUGGGUGCUUGAUAUUUUUAAGGGUUGAUAUGACGAAGGCAGUCUAUUCUGCUACCUAUACAUUAUGUCAUCCCUUGCUACCCCUUUUGAGCCAUAGUUUAUUUUUCUUUCGCAACCCUCGUUUGGAAUCAAGCUUUUCAUAAAUAUUAUUAUAAAAAAAAAAAAAAAAAACAGCAACAACAACAAAAUAAAAAAAUAAAAAUAAAAAUAAAAUAAAAUUCGGAACUACGUCUGACCUGAUUCUUGUCUAGACAAGAUACGUAGGCAACCCUAUUUUGGGGUUCGGUCCAACCAAAGAGAAUCCAAAAUUUCCCGUUUCGAAGAAACUGGGACAGAAGUUAUUAUUUUCUUUUGAGUCGAUUCCAAACGUUGUAAGUUUCAUCCCUUAUUACUUUUGUAUUGUCUUUGAGCCUCCAUGCCAUCCUUUAUUUCCAACCCUAUCCAAAAGCCACGUUACAACCAAAUAAAAGACCUUCAGAUCAAUCAUUAAGAAUGUCAAGGCUGAGCAAGCUAUGAGUAUAAGGCAUUUGCAUCAUUGGCAUCACUUGUGGCAUCACUUGUGGCAUCAGGGAGAUAGAAGAAAAAUGAAAAUGAGAGAGUCUUAUUGGUGAAAACCCUCACGGGCACCGUAAGACGAUUGUGAGUUGAGAGAAUUGAAAAUGAGAGUCUUAUUGGUGAAAACCCUCACGGGCACCAUAAGGCGAUGGUGAGAUGAAAAAAAUAUAUAAAAAAUGAGAGAGUCUUACUGGUGAAAACCCUCACGAGCACCAUAAAGCGAUGGGGAGUUGAGAGAAUUGAACAUGAGUGAGACUUGUUGGUCCACUAAUUGUAUGAAAGCCUUGAUUUUGACGCAGUUGUUGGGUGUAUACAUUCGGUUUCGAAGUCAAAGGGUUAGUAAGAGUUUAUGAAUAAUUAGGAUGGACAAAUCAGACUGAUUAAGCCAAAAUGCAUGUCAUAUCAUUGGAGCUGGCUACAACAUUCAGAUAAGUUUUCCCCAUUCUUUUCUUUCUCGAAGAGGACAUCCUUCUGUUAACCUCUUUUCAUCUUUAUCUUUUAUUUUGCUUUCGUCGUUUGGAUUUCAGGCUUUUUCUUCGAGUCAUUCUGUUGUGAGAUAAGUAAGAAAGGAUCACAAAACUUGCUACCAGUUUUCCCAAUUGCGAAGCAAAACAUCUUGGCUAGCACAUGAAGGUAACAUAAUUCAGUCGGCGUAAGAUACUCAACCAGCUGUCGACCAUUAAUAAGUUUUGGAUUCAGGGAAAUACAAGGUUCAAUAAAGUUUGAGUUAACGGACAUUAUGAAACAAGAGAUCUAUGGUCUGGUGUUGAAGUUACUUCUGAGACAUUUUGGAAACCAUGUUUGAGUCAGUAAUGCCGUGGGUCAACAGGAUGCGAUAACUGUCUAAAAGCAGAGCCAAACAAGAUGAGUGCAAAAAGCAGUUGCUUUCACAGACAAGCCAUAAACCAACCACAAAGUUUUGAAACUCACAAAUUUUUCUUUGUUUGAAACAGGGACAUAAAAUUUUAUUCGCUGCCUGCAGGUACAUUCUGAAAAAUGCAAGGCGCAAGUAUUACGAGGACAAAACUCAGGACCCUCCUGGAAAAUGGGAUUUAGGUUAGCAGGACCCUCAUGGAAAAUGGGAUUUAGGUUAUCAGGGCCCUCCUGGAAAAUGGAAUUUUGUUUAUCAGGACCCUCCUGGAGAAUGGGAUUUAGUUAUCAGGACCCUCCUGGAAAAUGGGAUUUAGUAAUUCAGGACCCUCCUGGAGAAUGGGAUUUAGUUAUCAGGACCCUCAUGGAAAAUGGGAUUUAGUAAUUCAGGACCCUCCUGGAGAAUGGGAUUUAGUUAUCAGGACCCUCCUGGAAAAUGGGAUUUAGUAAUUCAGGACCCUCCUGGAGAAUGGGAUUUAGUUAUCAGGACCCUCCUGGAAAAUGGGAUUUAGUUGUCAGGACCCUCCUGGAAAAUGGGAUUUAGUAACUCAGGACCCUCCUGGAGAAGGGGAUUUAGUUAUCAGGACCCUCCUGGAGAAUGGGAUUUAGUUAUCAAGACCCUCCUGGAAAAUGGGAUUUAGUUGUCAGGACCCUCCUGGAAAAUGGGAUUUAGUAACUCAGGACCCUCCUGAAGAAUGGGAUUUAGUUAUCAGGACUCUCCUGGAAAAUGGGAUUUAGUUGUCAGGACCCUCCUGGAAAAUGGGGGUUAGUUCAUCAAGACCCUCCUGGGAAAAGGGGGUAUAGUUAAGGGACGCACUUCCUAGUUAGUACAUUUGAUUUUACUUCCAUAAUUAAAUUAUUUUAUAGUUUAUAAUUUUGCUAACACUCACCAAACAAUUUCCUGGUAUGAACUGGGACAGGAAAUUUUGUUCGUGUUCGUUGUUUUUGGUAAUUUCCAGGACCCGCCUGAAGAAUGGGAAGCAAGUCAGGACCCGCCUGAAGAGUGGGAACAAGUCAGGACCCGCCUGAAGAAUGGGAAACAAGUCAGGACCCGCCUGAAGAAUGGGAUGAUCAGGAACCCGCCUGGAGAAUAGGGUCACCUUUCAAUUUCAAGUUCAGGAACCCGCCUGGAGAAUAGGGCCACCUUUCAAUUUCAAGUUCAGGAGCCCGCCUGAAUAAUAGGGUCAACAUUCAACUGCUUUUCAAUUUCAAGCUCAGGAGCCCGCCUGAAGAAUGGGGUGUACUUUGGGUUGCUUUCAAGUUCAAUCAGAAGUAGCAGGAGUCCCGCCUGGAGAAUAGGGAUGACUUUAAAUUUUAAAGUUUAGAAACAAGCAUGAAAGUUCAAGUCAAGAUUCAAGAGAGGCUGCAUAGAUAGGGUCUUGUACUUGUAUUUUCUUUUUAACUUUUAUCUUUCAUUUGAUGUAAUAAUAGGACCGCGGACCGGUGCCUCGACAGGACCUCGCUCGACUAUUCACCUCAAUAUGUUUCAUCUCCCUUCUUACUCUUGAACUACACGUGACCUGAUUCCCUUAUAACCCGGGAUAUGUAUGAUGCCCAAAACCAGGGCUCGGUUGCAUUAUCUUCUUUCUUUCCCUUCAUUUUAGAACAACGGUAGGGUUAAACUAGUCUCUUUGUCUACUUGUUUGUUUGAAAACUCUUCGUGUUCCCAAUCAAACAGGGACAGCUGUAGACACGUGAUUUUUGACCCUCCCCGUGUGUUUCACCUUAUAGUGUUUAAAUAUUUCUUUUAAUUUUAAUUCUUGACGUGUCGAUUUUAUUCUAUUUUUAUUUAGUAGGCUUAUUUGCGAAAAUCAAAAAGAACAAAAUAUUUGCUAUUUUUAGAGUAUAAGUUUUGUAUUUUAAAGAAAGAAAAUUACAAAAAUAUGCUUUGUAGGUUUUAAUUUUGCUUAGACAGUUAUUUAUUUUAAGAUUUUUUUUUCUUUCUUUUCAGUUAUCUAGAAUUAGUUAUUAAAUAUAUAUAUAUAUUUGUUUUUUUUUUGUUUUUUUUAUUUUUACAUUAAAAAAAAAAAAUGAUGAGCAAAUGGGAUUACACCACCUCAUCACAUAAUGACAAAGCUCCGUAACAAACCUUAUCACAAAAAUAAGAAAAAGGGGGUCACGUUUUUAGUGGAAACAUUUUUUCAUAAAAAGGGGAUAACAAAAAGGGGGCCCGCGGAUUUAGGGUUUGUUUUUGUGCACAAAGGAACACGUGAAUUGGGGGAUUAUUGUUAGGGGUGGGGACCACGAAGGGACCUAUAUCAUAUUCAAUCAAAAAAAAAAAAAAAACAGGAGGAGCAUCGUUAAAUAUAGAGAGCAGCUUUGUUUUUUUUUUUUUUUUUCGGGGGGGACUGCCUACUCUUUUGAUAGCAGUAGCCCACUAUACUUCUCUUCCAACACCUGAACUUUCAGCCGUCAUCCAACACCAUAUGAGCUCCACCAUUAGCUCAUCAUCUUCAUCUCCCUUAAACAUCCAAAGUUUAUGAAAAACAGAGUACCUUGAAUCCACUAUGAUUUCGGGUCUCGUAUCUCGUUUUUUGGGCUGAGUUAACGAGGUCGAGGUUGUUGUUUGAAGUCCUGCUUGGGGUUUCUGGCCGCUGGUUCCGCUCAAUGUCGCCGGUGAAAUAUUCGGGUCAAUAGCUUCAUCGAGUUCCUGUAACUUAAACAAAGAUUCAUCUAUACAAAGGUCCAUGUCUUCUUUUAUGCUAUGCUUUUAGAAUAUUUUGGUUUAAUUCAUGUCAAUCUUUAGGUGUUCUCAUUUCAGUUACAUGUCUGAUAUCAUUGCUAAGUUGCUAUAUUAAGUUUGUUUGUCAACAAUAUUAAUCCUGAGCUUUAGUUUUCCUAUCUCUUUAAGUGCAAAUCGAAAAAAAAAAAAAAGUAGUCUAGUUACAAGUAAAACAAGAUUACGUGCUCAUCAGAUGCAUUGUUAAUAUUUUAUGGAAAGUUCGUUAGCUUGGUUUAUGGAUUGGUUAAUGUUUUCUGUAUACGUAUAUCUUCGAUUGCUAAUGAAAUGAUAUAUGGGUUUUGUGGUCAAUAUUAAUUAAAGGUUUUAUUG
This is a messenger RNA of Lycium barbarum (goji berry), 11830 nucleotides long. RefSeq lists its product as uncharacterized. The record is from RefSeq and is a predicted model, not a curated record. Gene Ontology annotation, molecular function: nucleic acid binding; RNA-DNA hybrid ribonuclease activity. The coding region runs from base 272 to 7324 and encodes 2350 amino acids. Gene Ontology annotation, biological process: DNA integration. NCBI's taxonomy places the organism in Eukaryota, Viridiplantae, Streptophyta, Magnoliopsida, Solanales, Solanaceae. The transcript is spliced from 3 exons.